UGUCCAGGGUUAUAAAAGACAGGAGAUUGUCCUCACGGUAGUCGGGUUGAAAGUUGAUUGCAAAGAGAGGGGCUUUCUCAUUCCUUUGUUCUUUUUUAAGUGUUUUCGAAGAGAAAUCUAAUUUUAUCAUGUUAUUCGAUGAGGAAAUGAUAAGGAAAAUGCUCCCUAGGGCAUAUCUGCGAAAAUAUGUGGCCCAUCAAAUUUACGUCUCCAUGUCUUACUUCAAAAACCUCGUGCCUGUGAUGGAUGAGUACGUUUACAAAGACGGAGCCACAAAAAGCUUGAUGAACCUAACAGGAACCAUUCCGGUGGGGUUUUCAGGCAAGACCUACAACAUCCCCAUAUGUGUUUGGAUUGAGCCAAACUACCCCAAUUCCCCACCGAUGUGUUAUGUGAAGCCUACACGUGAAAUGAUUAUUGUCAAAGGAAAGUACAUAUCCAGUGAUGGUGAGGUCACAAUACCUUACUUGAAAGAUUGGAAGAAGGGUAAAUGUGAUUUACCUAGCCUACUGCAGGUGAUGGCUAUCAUGUUUGGAGAGGUUCCUCCAUUAGCAAUGCGUUCCUAUCCAGAACCUGAGCAAGCCUCAUGUUGGCUGCAGUUCCACAAAGAAGCAGAUGGGAGAUAUUGCAUAUCUAUACCCAGAGGAGAUGGCCAACCUUUCCAGCAUGAAAAUGAAACCAGUUGUUAGUCUUUUUGUAUAUAUUUGUACAAUUUGUGUAAAA
Molecule: messenger RNA, 723 nt
Organism: Xiphophorus hellerii (green swordtail)
Lineage: Eukaryota; Metazoa; Chordata; Actinopteri; Cyprinodontiformes; Poeciliidae
Product: tumor susceptibility gene 101 protein
Exons: 6
Coding region: 129-689 (186 amino acids)
Biological process (GO): protein modification process; protein transport; endosome to lysosome transport
Cellular component (GO): ESCRT I complex
Molecular function (GO): ubiquitin binding
Source: RefSeq, a predicted model, not a curated record